This is a messenger RNA of Amphimedon queenslandica, 1699 nucleotides long. RefSeq lists its product as uncharacterized. NCBI's taxonomy places the organism in Eukaryota, Metazoa, Porifera, Demospongiae, Haplosclerida, Niphatidae. Bases 179 to 1363 code for a protein of 394 amino acids. The transcript is spliced from 2 exons. The record is from RefSeq and is a predicted model, not a curated record.
UGAAAGAAAGAAGGUUAGCCAGGAAAUUUUUAAAAUUGUAGAUCGAAGUCAGACUUCUCUUAAAGUAAAAAUUCCGAUCUGGUUGUUUGUUUUUGAGCUUUGCUUAGAGAAAAAAGCUGAAAGUAAUGGUGGUUUUGUUACAAGAGAAGAAGCUGAUGAUGAAGGUAAGAGACUUUACAUGACUCCUACUGAUGUUGAAGAUGCUCUAACCUACCUUCACAAUUGCACCAUUAUUUUAUACUAUCCUGAUAUCAAACCACAAUUAGUGUUUGUUGACCCACGGAAAAUUCUUGAAAUUCUUUCACAAUUAUUGGCUCUCACAUAUGUCAAUAAGGAUACUGCACAGAAAGUAUUUGAACCAAAAUUGGAAAUAACUUGGACUGAAAUAGACCUAUUAAAAAAUCAGGGUCGCUUCAAAGAAAAUCUUCUUAAAAAGUUCACUGUAUUCACUGGUAAAUUCCAGCCACAUUACUUCAUCAAUUUGCUUAACAAAUGCCACAUCAUUGCUCAACUACAGAAAAAAAUAAGUCAGGCUGAAGAUGUAGUCAAUUUUCUUCCUUCUGCUUUAAGUUCAUACAAUGGUAGCUUUGAAAAGAGUCCAGAAGAUAGAAAACCUCUACUUUAUGUUUGGAGAAAGCAAGUGGCCAGGGAAGAUGUAGGAAAAGUCUUUGUCGAUGUACCUCAAGGAAUCUUCCCUCUGAUAAUUGUCCGUUUACUCAAACAAGAAGAAUGUGUUGUUCAGCUAUCUAAUCCUGAUGAUGUCUCACAGUUUCGAGAUGCAGUGUCAUUAUUGAUCUCUUUUGACAAAAAUGAUGACGAUCCAAAUGAACGUUUGUACAUCAUUAAUCGUGGGAAGCAUAUUGAAGUUAUUUUUACUGGAAAAAAGGAACAAUGUCCAAAAAUUAAUACACUACUUUGUAAAGUCAUCAACGAGAGUGCAGAGAACAUCAAUAUUUCAGUUAAAGACCUCAACAUAGCUUUUGCUUGCCGACGUGACAACAGUGAAUACUGUAUCAUCAAAGAUGAAGCAGAUCAAAAAACAGCUUGCCGCUCUAAACCUGCUCACACUUGUACUCUUGAUGACAGCUAUUGGUGCUGGUUCAAUACAUCAGGUUCUGAACAAAAACAUACCAUAUCUGGCACAGAAGGCUCUGGUAUAUAUGUUGUUGGGGAAGCCAAAAGUAUGUUAAUUAAGUGCAUUCAUAAAUCAUGCAUAAGCAUUCUCACUCUUCUUACGGUAAAGCCUGUUCUUAAUACUAUAAAGUAUAGCAUUGAUGAAUAUUUAUCUUUGAUAUGCCAUAUAAAAGUAUACUGUAACAUCUUUUGUUUUAUUGCAUGGCCAAUUUUUCUUUUCAUUUUGUAAAUGUAAUAUAAUGUUUUUCAGUGUUAUUCAAAGGAUGUAUUAUGUAUGUAUCAAUCAAUUUAAAUCCACAGGCCAGUAGCUUAAUAAUGCAGUAGUCUUGAGGAUAUUUCAUACUUCUGCUAGUAAGUAUAACCUAAUAGGGACUGGAUUGGGUGUAGAUGUGUCUGAUCUGACACAGAUCCCAGGCCAAGCAACAAAUAAUCUUAUUAAAGUAAUUGAAAGGUGGUUUAAAGCCAAUAAAGAUGUCAGCUGGGAUACAUUGAAACAACUUUGUGAAUACUUCCCCGAACCACUGGGCCAAGCGAAAGCUAAGCUAGAUAAAGUAGUUGGCAAAAA